Oncorhynchus kisutch (coho salmon) is the source of this 6415-nucleotide messenger RNA. It is a transcript of the gene tbc1d2, whose product is annotated as TBC1 domain family, member 2. The transcript has 16 exons. The record is from RefSeq and is a predicted model, not a curated record. Lineage: Eukaryota; Metazoa; Chordata; Actinopteri; Salmoniformes; Salmonidae. Gene Ontology annotation, biological process: regulation of GTPase activity. Gene Ontology annotation, molecular function: small GTPase binding; GTPase activator activity. Bases 246 to 3248 code for a protein of 1000 amino acids.
AAUGUUUCGGAAGGGAACAAACUUUACUAGACUAUGUUUUAAGUCUAAAAUAAGCUAACUGAAGCAAGCAUCAACUGCAAGUAAUACAUUGUGUAAUGUAUUGAAAAUAGCUUUGCGCGCGCCACCGCCCUAUUCCAAGAAGCUCUAGAUUGGCGUUGGUUUCUAUCGCGCCUGGAUCAACCUGUAGGUCCUUGGAACUAAUUUUGUUACUGACUUUCCUUUUUUCGGGAUCCAGUGAGCAUUCCAUGGCAUGUUAUUACUUGGAGAAUGAGUUUAAAACGAGUAGUGUGAUGGAGGGAGAGGACCCAGAAGGAAAUCCCAGCACUGCCUCGUCUCACUCACUUCCUCCCCAAGCAGAGGCGGUAAGCCCAGCGGAUGAGUAUGAUUGUAUCACAACAGGGAGGAACUUUGAAGAGACCGCUACACGCACAAACAGCAUGGGCCAGCCGAGUCAGGACCACCAGAGUGAAGGGGUCCCAGCUAAGACUGCUGCCACAGACAACAACCAGAGUCAGUCUUCCACCACCAUGGACAACCAAGCCCAGCAACAACCCACGGAAAGCCCGUCUAUCACUAAACUAUGUGGGUAUCUCCUUAAACAAGGAGGUCCCCUGAAGUCGUGGAAGUGGCGCUGGUUCACGUACGAGGAGAAGAAGAGCCAGUUGUUUUACUACAGGACGGCGCAGGAUGUGACCUCUUUGGGGAGGAUUGAGCUGUGCAGAGCCACGUUCGGUUACCCCCUCCACGGAGAGCAGGGCACCUUUCACAUCCAGACCCCUGAACGGACCUUCGUCCUCAAGGCAGAUAACCAGGAGGCCAUGAUGUGCUGGCUACAACAGCUGCAGCUGAAGAGAUGGCAGCACCGAGACCAGCUGACAGGAGAAUCCACACGUCACUGCACUGACCACCAGAGACCAGAGGGACAGGGGGAACUACCCACCAGCUGCCCAGAUGACUUCCUGCCCACCAUGAAGACCCCGCCAGGCCUCUUGGGUGAGGAGGCUGCCAAUCUGCCCGCACCGCAACAACGGGCCCCCCUAAGCAACUUCUCCCUCAAACAUCCUCUGAUAGAGAUUCAGAACUCGGUGCACAGUCUUUUUUACAAGCGGUCCUCCCAGGAACUGAGUCGGAGUGUGUUCCAUUUGGAGGCGCCUCCUCCCUGGACCCCCUACCAGACAGCCCAGGACAGGCUUGACCCUAGGACUCCCGUUGACUCCCCGACUCCUACCACCCCGCUGCUGUUGGCAGACCCUGCGGGUGAGCGCUCCCCAGGGGAGGGCAGGUCGUUCACAUGCCCAUCCCCGAGGAUCAGGAGGAAGACGAGGGGCAGCUCUGCCACCAUGCCCGCUGUGCUACGGGGAGCUGCUUCAGACAAGAAUACCCACCUUCAGCAGGAGAAACACAUGCUGGCUGAGGAGGUCAAGGCCCAGAAGGAGCUGGUGUGGCUUCUCCACAAGGCCCUUGAGGCGGCUCAGCUGGAGAAGCGGACCUGCACGGAGUUCCUGGCUGCCGAGUGUGAGCAGGAGCGUCUGGAGCUGUUGAGGCACCGCGAGCGCCAAGCCGCUGACCUGCAGGGUCGUCUGGAGGAGCUGAAGGUCGAGGCGGAGGGUCUGAGGGCGAGCUUGGCCCAAAGGGACGCCCACGUGGCCGAGCUGAAGGAAAACGUCACCCUGAUGAUGGCGAAGAACAACUCCAAACAGGAGGUGAUCCUGAAGCUGUCAGAGCAGGUGGCGGCCUGCAUGACCGACCCAAGACGCACCAUGUCCACCACUAAUGGCCUGGAGGCCCUGACCUUCCACCAGCUGCAGGAGGACACUGAGAACCUCAAGGAUGACAUUGAGGCCUACAAGAUCCAGAACAAGUUCCUAAACUCUGAGAUCUACCAGCUGACCAAGCUAUGGCGCAACAGUUCAGAGCAGGAGAAAAGCCUUAUGGUAAAGUGUGCCUACCUGGAGGCCCGUAACUGUCAGAUAGAGAGUCGUUACCUGGGUGUACUGAGGAAGCUGCAGGAGAGCAAGGCUCUAGAACCGGGCCAGCGGGAGGCUGUGAGGAACCUCAUAGAGGACGCACUGAAAGGAGACCUGAACGACGUCCUCAAACUCAACCCUGUCAGGGAGCACGAUGAGUACGGCUUCAAGAUCAUCCCGGACUAUGAGGUGGAGGACAUGAAGCUGCUGGCCAAGAUCCAGGCCCUGGAGAUCCGCUCCCACAACCUGCUGAGGCAGGAGGCCGGGGUCAAACCCUUGUUGGACCGCUGGGCUCAGUACCUAGGCGGCCGCCCGGCCGAUGACCUCUGCCCCUCCCCGGAGCUCAAAUUCCUGCUGCGGUGUGGCGUGCCACGGGAGUACCGCCCACGGGUGUGGCGCUGGGUGGUAAGGGCACGCACAUGCUCGCUGAGGGAGCGCCACCCGGAUCGCUAUGAGCAGCUGUGCCAGAAGAGCCUUACGUCACCCCACCAAGCCUCCAGACAGAUCCAGUUGGACCUACACCGCACGCUCACCACCAAUCAGCGCUUUUCCUCGCCCUCCAGCCCCACUCUGCAGCAGCUCCAACGAAUUCUGCUAGCUUUCUCCUGGCAAAAUCCCACCAUCGGUUACUGCCAGGGCCUCAACAGGCUGGCAGCCAUAGCUCUCCUGGUGCUAGAGAGUGAGGAGGAUGCCUUCUGGUGUCUAGUAGCUGUGGUGGAGACCAUUAUGCCUCAGGACUACUACACCAAAACACUCAUAGCCUCGCAGGUGGACCAGCGUGUGCUGAAGGACUUCAUGGCGGAGAAAAUGCCCCGACUGACAGCCCACUUUGAGGAGCAUAGUGUGGACGUGUCCCUCAUCACCUUCAGCUGGUUCCUGGUGGUGUUCGUUGAGAGCCUGCCCAGCGACAUCCUCCUGCGGGUGUGGGACGCCUUCCUCUACGAGGGCACCAAGGUGAUAUUUCGGUAUGCCCUGGCUCUGUUCAAGUACAAAGAGGAGGACAUCUUGAACAUCCAUGACAACGUGGAGAUUUACCAAUACCUGCGCUUCUUCACCAAGACCAUCUCUGACGGCAGGAAACUGACCAACAUAGCCUUCAGCGACAUGAACCCGUUCCCCAUGAAGCUGUUGAAGAACCGGCGUGUGCUGCAUCUGGAGCGCCUGCAGGGGGAGCUCAGAGAGCUGGAGGCCCAGCAGAGGGAGUUUGUCACAGAGAGCGCAGAGCGUAAGGACAAGGACCUGGACACUAUACUUGUCAGUGAGGACGAUGAGGACCUGUAGAGACUCUGGACAGAGGGAUGGAUCCUGUGGAACUAAUGGCUCUAAUGGUUUUGGAGUUCUAGACCAUACAGCCAUCUGAUUAAGAAUGGCCCUGCCGGUACAGAGUCUCAAGACCAAUUCUUUACUGUAUGUUAUGGUCAAGAAUACUACCUGACCAACCUCAUUCUCUCUAGAUCAUAUAAUAGAGUGUACAUGCACUGCCAUAGGAAUUAAUGCAAAAUACACAAUGUACACAUUUGCACACUUAAUUUAACUACAGUAUGUAUUUCAACGAGCAUAUGUCACAGAUUUUUAUUUGACAUGUUUCACUCGUUUGCCAAAAGGCACACUCCAGAUUUUGGGUUGCAGCAUAUUUUGUCCAAAUGCAGGAUACUUGUGUGUUACUGUUUUGCAUUUAGUUUACUUUUCCUGUCAUUUGUGUAUCAUAACAAGAUGUCAACUUUAUGUAUAAUGUACAACUACGACAGUCAAUGACAAGUUUACUUUCUCCAAUUUAUUACCUUGAAAAAAAAAAAACGAAUAUACAUAAGAAAUAUAAAAAACAAAACAUUGCCCAAUGUUAAACAACCUUACUGCAGACAUUUCUAAAAGCUACUGUUACACCAGUUAAACUGAUGUUGCCUAUCCAGAACAGUAUCUCUCAUUCCUGUGUGACAAGAAUAGACGUGCAGUUUGUUUCCAAGAACGAAGAAGAGGUCGACUAACAUCUCGAAAAACAGUGGCUUUGUUGCUGAGUAAAGCUAUUGUUCUAUCUGUUAAGUCACGUGGAGCUAAUGCCGUAAUAUUCACACCCUACAAAGAUGGCUCGCCCUGAGGAGCGAGGGAAAAACAUGCAAGUCGUCUAUGGUCCAUCGUUUUGAGUAUAGGUACUGGCUUUUACAAUACUGGCUCUUCCUUCUCAGUAGUAGGGCAUUCUGUCCGCGCUAAUAGAAGCUGACAAAUCAGGCCUUGCGUCUCAGCUAUUCGCAGAGCAGUUUGCUUUACUGUCGUGUAAAGAAAAAGAAACCAGAACACCGUCUGAGGUUCAGUGUCUGAUUUUCCCGUUGUGUGCAUCAACUGGUAACGUUAAGAGUUUGGCAAACAGAAGGGUGUGGGUUAUGACUGGGUGUGUUCAAUGUACAUAUCGGACAAGGCUAAGUGAAACAGUCCCUCGGUCAAAGUCUUGAUCUUCUAUGAUGGACACAUAGUCGUAUGAAAAAGUUUGGGCACACCUCUGAGGCUGCAUAAUAAUUUACUCUGUUAUCACAAAUGAUCAGUGGCAUGCCAUUUUCUAAUAAAAGCUAAGUACUGGGGUAAUGUCCAGACAAAGAUUUUUAGUGUAGUAAUAUUAAGUUAUGACAUUAAAUCAGAUGUGAAAAAUAGGCUAUGCAAAAAUGUAGGCACCCUUGUCAUUCUGUUGAUUUGAAUACCUGUAACUACUCAGCACUGAUUAAUUGGGGUGGCAGGGUAGCCUAGUGGUUAGACCGUUGCACUAGUAACCGGAAGGUUGCAAGUUCAAACCCCCGAGCUGACAAAUCUGUCGUUCUGCCCCUGAACAGGCAGUUAACCCACUGUUCCUAGGCUGUCAUUGAAAAUAAGAAUUUGUGCUUAACUGACUUGCCUAGUAAAAUAAAGGUACAUUUUUUUUUUUUUUUUUUUUUUUAAACACCUUGAUCCUGAAUGUCAGGGAUCUCGGCCCCAGUCUUGUGGUCGGAUGCCAAGCUGUUGCCAUACCAAUUGGUGAUGCAUCCGGUCAACAUGCUCUCAAUGGUAUGCUGUAGAACUUUUGAGGGCAUUGCCGUCCCUCUUCACGACUGUUGGCUUGUUGGUAUGCAAUUGUUGGCUUGUGUGGACCAUGGUAGAUCCUUAGUGAUGUAGACAAUGAGGAACUUGAAGAUCUCGACCCGCUCCACUAAAUAAGAAUUUGUUCUUAGCUGACUUGCCUAGUUAAAUAAAGGUAAAAAUAAUCAAAUAAAAAUUGGAAUAAACACUUUUGGUUUGGUGAGCUCAUUAAGCCUUGAACUUCAUAGACAAGUGCAUCCAAUCAUGAGAAAAGGUAUUUAAGGUGGCCAAUUGCAAGUUGUUGUUCUUUGACUCUCCUCUGAAGAGUGGCAACAUGGGGGCCUCAAAACAACUCUCAAAGGACCUAAAAACAAAGAUUUUUCAACAUUAUGGUUGAGGAAGGCUACAAAAAGCUAUUGCAGAGAUUUAAGCUGUUAGUGUCCACUGUGAGGAAAUGGAAGACCACAGGCACAGUUCUUGUUAAGGCCAGAAGUGGCAGGCCAAGUAAAAUGUUGGAGGCGAAGGAUGAUGAGAACGGUCAAAAACAGCCCACAGACCACCUCCAAAGACCUACAACAUCAUCUUGCUGCAGAUGGUGUCACUGUGCAUCUGUUCAACAAUUCAGCGCACUUUGCACAAGGAGAAGCUGUACGGGAGAGUGAUGCGGAAGAAGCCUUUUCUGCACACACGCCACAAACAUAGUCGCUUGAGGUAUGCAAACGCACAUUUGGACAAGCCAGCUUCAUUUUGGAAUAAGGUGCUGUGGACUGAUGAAACAAAGAUUGAGUUAUUUGGUCAUAACAAGGGACUUUAUGCAUGGCGGAAAAAGAACACAGCGUUCCAAGAAAAACACUUGCUACCCACAGUAAAAUAUGGUGGGGGGCUGUGUGGCCAGUGCCGGUACUGGGAAUCUUGUUAAAGUUGAGGGUCGCAUGGAUUCCACUCAAUAUCAGCAGAUUCUUGGGAAUAAUGUUGAAGAAUCAGUCACAAAGUUGAAGUUACGCCGGGGCUGGAAAUUUAAACAAGACAACGACCCAAAACACUGCUUAAAAUCUACACGGGCAUUUAUGCAGAGGAACAAGUCAAAUGUUCUGGAAUGGCCAUCCCAGUCCCCAGACCUGAAUAUCAUUGAGAAUCUGUGGGAUGAUUUGAAGCGGAGUGUCCAUGCUCGGCAACCAUCAAACCUAACUGGAGAUGUUUUGUAAGGAGGAAUGGUCCAAAAUACCUUCAUCCAGAAACUCAGAGGUUAUGGGAAGCGUCUAGAGGCUGUUAUUUUAGAAAAAGGAGGCUCUACUAAAUAUUGAUGUGAUAUGUCUAUUGGGGUGCCCAAAUUUAUGCACCUGUCUAAUUUUGUUUUGAUGCAUAUUGCACAUUUUCUGUUAAUCCAAUAAACCUCAUUUCACUAC